AUGGUCACUGCAACAACUUCUGUGGCCGCAAAUUAUUAUUGGAAUAAAGUGGAGCCACAGAUUGCGGGCAGAUUCAAACUUCUCAGCAACUCCACAAACAGCUGCUCCCUGAGCAUCACAGGUGCCAGGAAGGAGGACCAGGGAGCCUACUUCUUCAGAGUGAAGAGAGGAAAUGACAAAUAUAACUACAAAGAGAAGAAGCUGAACUUGCAGGUGACAGCCCAGCCUGACAUCGACUUUGAGAAGCCCCUGAUUUCUGGUCAUCCUGCAAGGCUGACAUGCAUCCUGAAGGUGUCUGCUGGAGGCCUGAGGAACAGACAGACAGACAGAUGCUGCCACUCCUGCCACUCUGCCCUGUGUCUGUGCCCAGCCCUGAGGAGCCUGAGCCACCACAGCUCUGUGGUCAUCCAGGAGGGCCAGUCCGUGCGUCUGGUGUGUGCGGCUGACAACAACCCCCCUGCCAGACUGAGCUGGAGCCUGGAUGGCAGAGCCCUGAGCCCCUCUGAGCCCUCGGAGCCCGGGGUCCUGGAGCUGCCCCACGCUGGGCCUGGGGAGCAGGGCCAGUUCACCUGCCAGGCCCACAACCAGCUGGGCACCCAGCACCUGUCCUUCAGUCUGUCCCUGCAGGGAAGCCUACCUCCCUGCACUUGCGCAGAGCAGGAGCAGGGUUCCUGGCCCCUGGUCCUCACCCUCAUCAGGGGAGGCCUCAUGGGGGCUGGCUUCCUGCUCACCUAUGGCCUCACCUGGAUCUACUACACCAGGUGCCCAGGCUCCUCCAGCAGACAGAACUGAGGAGAGACUCAGACACUGAGCACCCAGGGGAGGGCGCCUCUCAGCCCUCAGGACCCUCCCCAGCUGACCUGCACAUCUGGAUGAGGGCUGGUCCCUGCACGGGAUGCUGAGUGGCCACCCCAGUGGGAGAGACCAGCCCCACUGAGGACAGGAUGGGACCCUCCUGCUCCUGGGGGUAGGGGACAGGUCUGCCUCAAGGGGCCACAGCACUGGCACCAGGCCUGAGCAGAGGGCUGGGUGCUCACAGCCCCUCUGGUGAGGGUGGGUGUGGGCAGGUUCCUCCCUCUGACCCUCUUCCCAGUCUGGACAGAGGACUGGACUGGCAUCAGGCUCAUAGUGAGAGAAAGAAAGAAAGAAAGAAUCUUCUGUGAACACAGGACAGGCUGGGGAGUCUCAGCAACCUCCCAGAUGGUGCUGGUCAUGCUCCCCCAUAGCUGUGUCAGGGGCUGGGGUGGAGCACAGGAGGUAGAGCGCAGUCCUUACCUGCCCACCUGAGGACCUGGGGACAGAAAUGAACACAUUACUAAAACCAUCAAUCAAUAAAUCUCUUAAAAAUGGCUCUCUGUCUCUGGAGAAACAACC
Molecule: messenger RNA, 1374 nt
Organism: Erinaceus europaeus (western European hedgehog)
Lineage: Eukaryota; Metazoa; Chordata; Mammalia; Eulipotyphla; Erinaceidae
Product: sialic acid-binding Ig-like lectin 14
Exons: 6
Coding region: 1-792 (263 amino acids)
Biological process (GO): cell adhesion
Cellular component (GO): plasma membrane
Molecular function (GO): sialic acid binding
Source: RefSeq, a predicted model, not a curated record